AACUCCUAAGACCCAAGAAGGAACUCCCGAAGAACCUACGAAAGAACCCCGAAAGAACUCCCGAAGAACCUAUGAAGAAAGAACUCCCGAAAAAGACUCCCUAAGACCCUACGAAAGAACUCCCGAAGAACCUACGAAAGAACUCCCGCAGAACCCACGAAAGAACUCUCGUAGAACCCCGAAAGAACUCCUUAAGACCCACGAGAGAACUCCCGAAGAACCUUCGAAAAAACUCCCGAAGAACCUACGAAAGAAUCCACGAAAGAACUCCCGAAGAAACUACGAAAGAACUCCCGAAGAAACUACGAAAGAACUCCCUAAGACCCACGAAAAACUCCCGAAAAACCUGCGAAAGAACCAAAGAACCCGAAGAACCUACGAAAGAACUCCCGAAGAACCCACGAAAGAACUUACGAAAGAACUUACGAAGAACUUACGAAAGAACUCUCGAAGAACCAAAAAAAAACUCCUGAAGGACCUAUGA
Molecule: messenger RNA, 484 nt
Organism: Scutellospora calospora
Lineage: Eukaryota; Fungi; Glomeromycota; Glomeromycetes; Diversisporales; Gigasporaceae
Source: the annotation of a GenBank genome assembly